Colletotrichum paranaense is the source of this 1566-nucleotide messenger RNA. Its product is annotated as GANP/Nin1/mts3/eIF-3 p25 family protein. The transcript is spliced from 3 exons. The record is from RefSeq and is a predicted model, not a curated record. Gene Ontology annotation, cellular component: nucleus. NCBI's taxonomy places the organism in Eukaryota, Fungi, Ascomycota, Sordariomycetes, Glomerellales, Glomerellaceae. Bases 1 to 1566 code for a protein of 521 amino acids.
AUGAUGCCCACUAGCUGGCCUCCGGCACCGCCUCCAGGCAUUGCCUACGGAGCACCUCCCGCCAACUAUGCUUACCCUCCCAAUCCAGCAUACACCGCAGUCCAGGCUCGACAAAGCUUCGGCCAGUAUCCUCCCCCACCCGCUGCACCUGCCUACAGUACUUCGCCGCCUCCCUUGGCUGCUCCCUUCGACCAAGCUGCUCCUGUUGCUCCUGCCCCGGCUCCACGAAAGGUUGAAUGGCCACCCUCCGUCCGCGAUUACGUCCAACGGUCUUUCCUGCCUCAUAACAUGGACCCCUCCGUGCCACGCCCCGAGAUUGAAGCCAAGUUGAAGGAGACCAUUUCCCAGCACAUGGAGAACGGCACUCUCGAGUCAACCGACUGGGAGAAGAUGCCAUUUCCCUCCGAUCUGAUCCGAAACGAGCGCCAGUCCCAGCUCAACUCCGCUAUGAACGUAUCAUCUCCAUUUGCAUCGCGAUAUGAUGGUUCAAUGUCUGCCAACCCCAAGAAGAGAAAGUCGUCUGAUUUUACCCCGGAUGAAAAGUCUUCUGCCGUGCCUUGGCGUACUACUAACAGCAACCGAUCCAACGCACUGGAAGACCGAAUCACCUUCGCCUCCCCCGACAAACGCGCCAACCUCGAUGAGCCACUGCCCAAGUCAAGUAAGUUCCAGAAGCAGUUGGAGAAACGUCAACGCCGCUUCGAUGGCGGCUACAAAUCCUCGUACCGAUCGCCUAGCCCUCCGCCCUCUGAUGGACCCGUCGUCGGCACCAGCGAAACUUUGGAGAAGCGCUACCUGCGUCUGACCGCUCCUCCCGUGGCCUCCAUGGUUCGGCCCGAGCGCGUCCUUCACAAGACGAUGGAUCUCCUGAAGAAGAAGUGGAAGAAGGAGGGCAACUACUCUUACAUCUGCGACCAGCUGAAAUCCAUGCGGCAAGAUCUGACAGUGCAGCGGAUCAAGAACGACUUUACAGUCACCGUUUACGAACUCCACGCUCGUAUUGCGUUGGAGAAGGGGGACCUUGGUGAGUAUAAUCAGUGCCAAACCCAGCUGCGUACUCUGUACGCAAAGGGACUGAAAGGAAACCCCAUCGAGUUCAAGGCAUAUCGCAUUUUGUACUUUAUUCACACUGCCAACCGUACCGGCCUGAAUGAUGCCUUGGCAGAUCUAACCACAGCAGAGAAGGAGGAACGACCCAUCAAGCAUGCGCUCCAGGUGCGGUCCGCUCUUGCCUUGGGUAACUACCACAAGUUCUUCCAGCUUUACCUGGACACCCCUAACAUGGGUGCAUACCUCAUGGACAUGUUCGUCGUUCGUGAGCGGCUAGCUGCUCUGUGCAACAUUUGCAAAGCAUACAAGCCAGACGUAAAGUUACGGUUCAUCACGGAGGAACUCGGCUUCGAGUCCGACGUUGAUGCGGCUCAAUUCAUUGUCGACUACAAUGGUCAGCAUCUGCUCGAGGAACGACAAGAGUCUAUUGCUCUCUUGACCGGCAAAGCCGGAGCCCUCUUCGACUCCGCCAGAAGCGAGGCUUUCCGCAAGGUUGACAUCAAAGGACAGAUAUGA